AUGAUGAAUUUGCCAAUUGCUGUUGUCGGGACUGCCUGUCGAUUUCCAGGCAGUGUAACCUCGCCCUCCCAGCUUUUUGAGCUACUAAGCAACCCAGAAGAUGUAUUGAGCGAUCUGGACCCUGAGAGAUUCAACCUCUCCAGCUUUCACGAUCGCAAUCUCGAGAAUAAUGGCCCCACCAACGUCCCGAGAAAAUCCUAUAUGCUGGACGACAGCGGUCUCCACUUCGACGCUUCAUUCUUCAAAGUCAGCGCGGCGGAAGCAGAGGCCAUGGACCCACAGCAGCGUCUUUUGCUGGAGACAACAUACGAGGCUCUCGAAGCAGCAGGAUAUACUCUGAAGCAGAUACGCGGAUCGUCUACUUCUGUCUUUGCUGGCGCGAUGACUUCAGACUAUCAUGACAUUCAAACUCGGGAUCUCGACACAAUUAGUCGGUGGCAUGCCACCGGUACAUCGCCGAGUAUAUUGUCAAAUCGCCUUUCUUACUUCUUUGACCUCAAAGGGCCGUCAAUGACCAUCAAUACAGCCUGUUCAAGCUCAUUGGUGGCAUUGCAUCAAGCAGUCCAGAGCCUCCGCAAUGGGGAAUGUACAACUGCAAUUGUUGCUGGCGUUAAUCUCCUUCUCGACCCCGACACCUACCUCAGUCACUCUAACCUGCACAUGUUGUCUCCAACUUCAAGAUGUCGCAUGUGGGAUAGAGAUGCAGACGGGUACGCUCGAGGAGAGGGGUGCGCAGCGGUUGUAAUCAAGACGCUGGAUCAAGCACUAGAAGAUGGGGACGACGUGGGAUGCAUCAUUCGGGGGACUGCAGUCAACUCGGACGGCCGAUCUGCAGGGAUUACAAUGCCCAACUUGGAGGCCCAGACAAUGUUAAUCCGACAGGCUUACGAACGCAGUGGCUUGGACCCCGUCCGAGACCGAUGCCAAUAUUUCGAAUGUCAUGGCACUGGGACUCAGGCUGGAGAUCCCGUGGAAGCCCAGGCAAUCCAGCAAGCUUUCUAUCCAAAGGACGCCACAUUUGAUCCGAACGACAAACUGCAUGUGGGAAGCAUCAAGACCCUUAUUGGCCACCUGGAAGGGUGUGCGGGUCUUGCCGGUCUGCUGAAGGCUAUUCUGUGCGUCAAAAACCGGACCAUUACACCUAACCUACUCUUCAACAACCUCAAUCCUAGCAUUGCUCCAUUUUACGAGCAUCUUAGCGUGCCAACAAGAACCGUACCAUGGCCCUUCGUUGCCCCUGGUCAUCCCCCGAGGGCGAGCGUGAAUUCGUUCGGUUUUGGGGGGACCAACGCUCACGCCAUUAUCGAGAGUUACAUCCCUCGCCAAUCGCCAAGCGACACCGGUGGCUCUCAGGAGCUGAACUCUGACACAAAUGCCAUACCGACCCCAUUCUUAUUCUCGGCACACACCCAGCACUCCUUGUGUUCAACAAUCGAGAGGUUCACCGAGUACGUGAAAGAGAACGAAGGGAUGAAACUGGAUGAUGUGGCAUGGACACUCGCCAAAAGAUCCAUUCUACCAUUCAGGGUGUCAAUCACGGCAUCAGGCAGAGAGGAGCUUCUUCAAUGCUUGGAACAGGCCAUUGAGGAAUAUAAAGGCAGCAAAGGAAGUGAACCCAAGACUGUUGCACGGAAGCAUUCGUCCGAACCAAAAGAAAUCAUGGGGGUUUUUACAGGACAAGGUGCGCAAUGGCCUCAAAUGGGACAGGAACUUCUACCUAGCCUUUGCGACGGGCCCUCGUGGUCUCUUCAAGAAGAACUUAGGGCGGAAAAACAAUCAUCGCGUCUGUCGAACCCAGAAAUCAGCCAACCAGUAACGACUGCGAUUGAGAUAGCUGUAUACGAUCUUAUGUGCGCAUGUGGAAUCAGUCUGGAUGCGGUUGUUGGCCACUCAUCUGGCGAGAUAGUUGCCGCCUAUGCGCUCGAUAUCAUAUCGGCUGAGGACGCCAUGAAGAUAGCCUACUACCGUGGAUUGAACACUAAACCUGCCCAGUCGGGUGGUAUGCUGGCUGUUGGUCUCUCUUUCCGUGAUGCCAUUCAGCUGUGUUUCCAGGCAUCCCUUUCCGGGAGAAUCGUGGCAGCCGCGAGUAAUGGGCCCGCGAGCACCACAUUAUCGGGCGAUUACGAUGCAAUUCUCGAAGCCAAGGCACUCCUAGAUCAGAAGAAAACAUUUGCCAGAAUGUUACAGGUUGAUGCAGCAUACCAUUCACACCAUAUGGUGGCUUGUGCUGCAGCAUAUCGAAAGUCACUGAAGGCAUGCGACAUCCAUGUGCGGACCCCUAGAAGUGAUUGCACAUGGGUCUCAAGUGUCACAGGGAACAGUGCAACCCUGGACAUUCAACAAUUUUCUUGUGAUUACUGGGUUGAUAAUAUGGUCAACCCUGUGCUCUUCUCACAGGCAGUUGAGAAGACUAUUGGGCAAGCCCGGAGCCUUGGUGUAUGUGUUGAGAUUGGUCCUCACCCGGCUCUCCGUGGUCCUGUCUUGGAUACAUUGUUGUCAAAAUCGAUUUCUAAUAUCCCUUACACUUCCUUCCUUCACAGGGGGCACAAUGAUCUUAAAGCUGCAGCACGCGCCGCUGGUUGCCUCUGGGAAGGGGUUCCUGAACGCUUGGAUAUCGGGAAGGUUCUCCAAGCUUUUGGCAAGCAGUCUCCGAAGCUGAUCAAGGGAUUGCCGACAUACUCAUGGGACCACAGGAACAAGUACUGGAGAGAGUCUCGUGUGGCCCGAAACUAUCGCGUCGGAAGUCCUGAAUUGCACCCGCUUUUGGGUCGGCGAUGUAUUAACGACAUAGGAAACGAAAUGUCCCGGAGAAAUAUCAUUCACCCGGAGCAACUUCCAUGGGUGCAAGGGCACAAGUACAACAGUGAAUGCAUUAUCUCAGCGGCCUUCUAUUUUUCAUCGCUGGUGGCCGCUGCAUGCUCUGCUGCUGAGACCCAAUGUCUCCCAUUACUCCAGGUCAAUGACUUUGUCGCCUUGAACCCAUUGAUCAUCGAUAGUGAUUGCCAGGGCAUAGAAUAUGUCACUACAAUACAUUUCCAAGACCAGAUGUCGGACUCAAAACUUGAUGCCGAGGCCGCCUGUUAUGCUUGCAAUAUCGACGGCUCUAUGAUGAGAAAGUUGUGCACUGCACGCCUCACACUUCGUCUUGACGAUAGCCUCCCUGACUCCGACAGAUUGCCGCCAAGAGAGAAGCGAUACCACACCCUCACACCCGUGGAUGUUGCUGCCAUGUACGAGUCAUUUGAAAAGGCUGGAACCGGCUAUUCUGGACCGUUUCGCAACAUCACUUCGAUCCAGCGCGGUUUAGGUCACGCAACUGCCUCUGCCUCAUGGGGUCCUGAAACAGGCAUUUCAGGAUGCUCGUUUCACCCCGCUAUGCUGGAGUCCUCAUUCCAAACAAUGCUGUGCGCCUUUGCCUCGCCCCUCAGCAAGAGAAUGUGGACUUCAUUUAAUCCAAUGGAGAUUCGUCAGGCUCUUGUUACCCCUGGACUUGUAUCAACGAGUUCUUCAUGCGAAAUCGAUGCAUUUGUGACCGCGUCUGGGGACAGUGAGGUAGUGGGCGAUGUUUCGUUCCACAGUGAAAGUGGAAGCACCAUGGUCCAGAUAGAAGGCUUGGUCAUGAAAAGUGAUCGUGAUCCUGACAAAUCUACCGACCGAAAUAUAUUCUCUCAUUUGGUGUGGGAAAUUGACCCUUUUGGGUAUCCGGUGAUUCCUUCCAACCGCGGUUCAGAAAAUAAGUCGGCAGGGUUAGAUGAAGCAAACAUGGUUGCCCUCUAUUACUUCCAAAAAGCACUGUAUGAGAUCGAUCCAUUCGAAGUACCUGGGUUUAUGCCUCAUCACCAACACCUGUACCGUGAAAUUCGCCGGAUUGUUACCACCGAGGACUCGGGCUCUCCAUCCACAAUUUAUCAAUCAGGUGGAUCUGAGGACAGUAUUCAGGAGAAAGUCACCGGUUCGGGGAACAGAAUUCAUCUGGAGUCAAUCCAUUCACUGGGCAAAGCACUACCUGCUAUACUGCGAGGAGAGGUUAACCCUUUUGACCUGCAGAAUGGUGUUGGUAGUCUUGGGCAUUUAUACCAGAGUUGGGGGAUCCUUUCUGAAAUGAAGGUAAACAUAUGUAACACGCUGAAGCGCAUUGUACACAAACACCCUCACAUGGAGAUCCUGGAGCUUGGCUCCGAUCCUGGCAUAGCCACACAGCAAAUCCUGGAAGAACUUAAUGGCAACUAUGCUUCCUAUUGUUUAAGUGGCUCAGAUCCAACAUUACUUGGCGAACAGAUGAAAUUGCUUUCCAUUCAGCAUCAGAAUCUGAAAGCCAGGCUAAUUGAUCUGACCACCGCCAGUAUCCCAGAGCCUGGCAGCGACAUGUAUGACAUGGUACUCGCUGCCAAUCCGCUCCAGGCAACUGGAAACCCCACCAGUCUCUUCGAGCGCUGCCGCAAGAUGUUAAAACCAGGUGGUUACCUUAUAUUUGCGAGAGUCACUGGUCGCAUCCCGAGUUCUUUGUUAUGCACCUUUGGGCUGUUUCCCGAGUGGUGGCAAGGCUACGAUCAAAGCAUGCAGGCGUGGCCAGAAAUGGCAUCUGUUCAAUGCGACAGACAGCUACGGUCUGCGGGAUUUGCGGGCAUCGAUCAUAUAUUCCCCAGCUCGCCUCUUCCAGAUGAGGGUGAUCUUUCGGUAAUAGUCACCCAGGCGGUGGAUGACACCGUUGCGAUGCUUCGAGAGCCGAUGAGUUCGAUCGGGCUGGCGCCACCGACUGAUAUUAUUGUCCUCAUUGGAGGUAAAACUCUCCCGGUAUCGCGCUUGCUUCAUAGCAUUCGAAGGGUUCUCGCUGCUUCUGGUGCCACGACCGAGAUUGUGGAAGACCUUGACGAGUUAGAGCUGAAGAGCCUUCCAGGGGAAUAUUCAAUCAUUUCUCUGACUGAGCUUGACCAGCCAUUCUUCUCCAAUUCUAUGUUCCAUGAAAAAGUCAUAGCUUUCAAAGAGCUUGUGCAAAAGUCCAAGCAUGUUCUUUGGCUGACAGCUGGGGACAUGGCAGUCAGCCUGGCUGUUGGGAGAGCGAUGAGAUCAAAAGCCAGCGACAAUGCCCACCUACAAUUGCUGGAACUGUCUACGGUGACAAAGGUGCCACCUGCAUUUAUAGUCGAAGUCUUCUUGCGUCUCACCUGGUCCUCAUUACCUACGCUGAUGGAUGGGAAAACGCUUUGGACAAAUGAGCCCGAGUUGUACUGGGAUGGAUCCACGCUACGUAUUCCACGUGUCGUACAGGACCACGAGCGAAAUAAGCGAUACAGUUCGGAGUGCCGAAAGAUCAGCCCAGUUGCUUCUUCUUCACAUGUUCCAGUCACAACUCUGGCAAUGAACGAUGUGCCAGUUUCGAUUGAUGUCCAGGUCAUGUAUUCCAUUCUUCUUUCUGAGGACGUGUAUCUCUGGCUGGGAACAGCCACCACUGGAAGUGAGAACAUGAUCGGCUUUUCUGAAAACAUCUCAUCAGUGAUUCAAGUCAAUCCUGAUAGUGUUCACACCAUCUCCCUUGACGGAGAUGAUCUGAGUCCAGAAAAUUUGCGAGCGAUUGCCAGCUUCAGCUUAGCACUCUUGCUGGUGAAGUCAUCAUCAGGGCCUAUGAUAAUUUAUCAGCCUGAUGAGCUACUCGCCACUGCUAUCCAUCAAGUUCGCCAGACUGAUCGAAAAGUGUACUUUGUCACUUCAAAUCGUACUUAUCCGCCGAAAGGGUGGAUCGCAAUCCAUCCCCACGCAUCGCAACGGAUGAUUCAACGAGUGCUGCCAAGAAAACUGUCAAACUUCGUCGAUUUAUCCUGCUGCGAUGACAACGUUGGAACUAGGCUUCGCACUCUCUAUCAUAAGAUCUUAGUUCAUCCUGAGAGUUUAUAUCGGCUUGCGUUGCUUACAACUCCUAAGGAGCUUAUCGCGGAAGCCUAUACUCAAACAUGCAUCAGCUUGUCGACUCUUCCACGAGUGGACCUGGAGCUUGUUCCAUCCGCAGAGACCUCAUCAAGCAACCGAUCACUCAAUCAUUCCAGGGUGGUAGACUGGACAAGUCUUGCUCCAGUAAUGAGGCAGAGUGAAUGCCAAGAUCCUUUCCCUAUGUUCUCCUCGACCGGAACAUACUGGAUGAUCGACAUGGUAUCACCACUGGGAUUGUCAGUUGUGACAUGGAUGGCGAGAAACGGCGCCCGAACAUUUGUCCUCGCUGAUAGAAGGCCACGCGUGAACAAAGCUUGGCUCGAGGAAAUGAAUCGUCUAGGAGCUACCGUCAAGGUCAUGAAGAUGGACGCUUCAAACAAAGAGUCCGUUCUGUCCGCCUUUGGCCAAAUUAAGGAAGCUUCACCACCUAUUGUUGGUGUCUGCUAUGCUCCUUUGGCUCUGUCUCACGAAGGGUGUGAAUAUACCCUCGAAGACGAGCGAGUGGUUGUCCCAAACGCAAAGAUCGACGCAGCGAUGUACCUUGACGGGUUGUUUUCUAACCCAACACUGGACCUUUUCGUGCUCUUUACAUCCCUUGUGUCGGUCAUUGGGACACCAAAGCAGGUGUCACAUCAUGCUUCUGCGCCAUUCAUGUCAGGUGUCAUUCAACGGCGGAGGAAGAGAGGCUUGGUGGGGUCCAUGUUGUCGCUGGGUAUAGUCGUCGACGCUGGCUACUUUGCUAGGCAGGACAAGGAGGCUAUCCAGCACAUGGUUCAUCAAGGGUAUUCACCUCUCUCUGAAACUGACUUACAUCAUGGCUUUCGUGAAGCGAUAGCAGCAGGUAGACCCGAGAGGCAAGAGAAUCCUGAGGUGUUUCUUGGACUGCAGAAAGUCGAUUUACAGAGUGACCAAGACUGUCAAUUGUCGUGGAGCUCAAGUCCUUUACUUUCUCACUUCACUACCAAGGUCGAUCAGGUGAGACCAGAGCAAUCGGCGGAAGAGCAUUCGUCAUCAGUUCUUCAUCCAGAAAAACAGUCACAAGAAUCGGAGCCGGAACAAAAUACAUCUGAUGUGCUACUGGAACGCUUAGCAGACAAGAUUGCAUCAAUGCUCCGACUACCAGCAGGAACAUUGGAUAUACACACUCCGCUUCUUGAUCUUGGUUGUGAUUCGCUUUUUGCCGUGGAUAUCCAGACAUGGUUUGCGAAGGAGCUUGACAUUCACAUUUCCGCAAUGGAUGCGCUACUAGCUACCGUCGCAGGGCUGUGCCAGAAAGCUAUUCCCCAGCCAGAUACUCAUGCUUCAGUGCCACAGAAGGAAGAUCAGUAUGUGGAAGAGAGCGACUCUACAGAUGUCACAACACUUACUUCCAACUCUCAACAAGACAACUCGAGUAAAGACCUUUUGGACAAAAGCAGUAGCUCACAAUCAUCGUGUGACUCCCCUUCUUCUGAAUCCUGGUGCGAAUUGCAGCCAAGCAUCACAGAGACAAGGUUUACCCGUGUGGAGAAGAUGUCUCCUGAUCAGUCCCAGAUCUGGUUCGCAGGCCAUUGGAUGGCGGACCCAAACCAGUACAAUGUCGUGAUAUCCUACAAUGUUCAUGGAAACUUCCAGUUCGAAAAGUUCCAAAGGGUUCUGGAGCAAGCGGUAUUCCGGCACGAGUCCCUGCGCACAGCCUUCUUUACAGAUCCAAACACUGGUGACCUCCUCCAGGGUGUUUUGACAACGCAACCACCCUUUUUCAAUCAUGUCACAAGUUCUGAGCAAGGCUCUGUGUCAGAGGAAUUUGACAAAUUGGCAUCCUAUCAGUGGCGACUGGAACAGGGCGAAGUCAUUCGAGUGACCGUAGUGUCGGUGGGACAGGACCAGCACACAGUCAUAUUUGGAUACCACCAUAUUGUCAUGGAUGGGGCUAGUUGGUCCGCAUUCUUGAAUGAUGUGAAGUGUUUCUACAAAGGAAGCCCACUGUGUGAGGUUGGGCAGUAUGUCGAUUACUCGCUACAGUUGAAUUGUGCCAUUGACGAUGGAGCAUUCGCAAAAGAGCUAGAGUACUGGAAACAUGAACUUUCACCACCACCGGAGGCUAUGCCUGUCCUUCCGUUUGCUAAAAGCAACACGCGGGAGGCGACAGACAAUUUCAAGAUGCACACAGCAUCGCGACACAUAAACAUCGCAGUCGCCGACAUGAUCAAGCACACAAGUCGCAGUCUCCGGGGCACGCCGUUCCACUUCCACCUAGCAACACUGCAGGUCCUUCUUGUUAGAUUGCUAAAGAUCGAGAAUCUAUGUAUCGGUAUGAGCGACGCAAAUCGAAAAGAUCAGCAGUUCGUCAACACGGUCGGCUAUUUCCUGAAUAUGUUGCCACUCAGGUUCCAUGUCAAGCAAACGGACAGCUUUACCAACGUAUUCCAGAACACGUCCUCCAAGGUGCUGACGGCAAUUUCAAACUCCUCAAUUCCUUCCAACUUGGUCAUUGAUGAGCUAAAGAUCCCGCGAGCAUCGAACGUAACACCUCUCUUCCAGGUUGCAUUGAACUACCGUGUGGGAGAGAUCACCAGGAUGUCAGUGGAGGACUUUGAGCUCAAUUACGAUCGGAGUGUGAUGGGAAAUGCACCCUAUGAUAUGUCCUUCCAUGUCACUCCUUGCGCGGAUGGCACCUGUAUAGUUGAACUCAACUGUCGGGAUUAUUUGUACUCGCCCCAAGCCACGGAAUUAACUAUGGAUACAUAUGUCCGUCUACUGGAGACGCUGUCCUCGGAUCCGUCACAUUCUGUCCAGAGCAGUCUGCCCUCGGUAAAGCCGGUCAAUGAGGAUGGUCUUUCUGUUCACCGUGGUCCUCGACAAUGUCACGACUGGCCUUCGACGCUGUCAGAAAGGUUCCAGAACAUGGCCGAUCAAUACGGAGAUAGGGUCGCCGUCACGGACGACACAGGGGAGUUUACCUACUCGCAACUUCACGCGCAAAGCACUCAUAUCGCAAAAGCUCUUCUCCAGAGAGGGGUUGCGUCUGGUGAUAAAGUCGCAGUCUUGUGCCACCCCUCCGUGAGCUCGGUGGCGAGUAUGCUCGCCAUUCUCCGCAUUGGAGCUGUAUACGUGCCCUUAGAUCUGAGCCUCCCUCCGGCAAGACAUAAGGCCAUGAUGGAGGCUGCUGCCGUGACCGCUAUUAUCUGCAUGUCUUCGAGGGCUGAAAUAGCGUCCGAAUUAAAGACCUCAGUCGUUAUCAACGUUUCCGAGGUACUCUUCACUGAAGCCUCGCCUAUGGAAUCAAUUAGUGACGAUAUCAAUGGCAAUUCUCUGUCCAUUUUGCUAUACACAAGCGGGUCAACGGGACAGCCCAAGGGAGUCUGUCUGCCUCAAGUUGGUUUUAUCAACUACUUAGCGGCCAAGCAGAAAGAACUCGGUCUAGAUAGCUCGACGGUUGUGCUACAGCAAAGCUCGCUGGGAUUCGACAUGGGGCUCGCCCAGACUUUCAAUGCGAUUAUGAACGGUGGAAAGCUCGUUAUCGUGCCUCAGGAAGUACGAGGAGACUCAGUUGAAAUAGCGAAAAUCAUGCGUGAUCACGGAGUCAGCUUCACGCUGGCCACUCCGUCGGAGUACCUUGUCAUGAUCCAGCACGGUCGCGAAUAUCUCUCUCAAUACACUGGAUGGAAGCAGGCAUGUUUGGGUGGUGAGCCUUUUACGGAUCAACUGAAACGGGAGUUCGCUCGGCUGGGAAAGAACUGUCCUAUCGUGCAAGACUCCUAUGGUGUGACCGAGAUAUCCGCAUGCACGACUUUCCAGACGAUGUCUGCGUCAGAACUGGAAGAAACACGCAGUGUUGGACGAACAAUCUCAAACACGUCUCUUUAUAUAGUGGGUCCGGACUUCAAUCUUGUCCCCACUGGAGAGACUGGAGAAAUCUGUGUCGGUGGUGCCGGAAUUGCACUGGGUUAUAUUGACGAGAAGCAGACUAAGCUGAAAUUCGUCGAAGAUCCAUUUGCUCUACCUGAAGAUAUAGCCAGAGGAUGGACUCGAAUGUACCACACCGGCGACAAAGGUCAAUUACACAAGGAUGGCUCUCUAAUCCUCCUGGGUCGGAUGAACGGAAACACGGAGAUCAAGCUUCGCGGGCUUCGCAUCGAUCUAGAAGACGUGGCUUCUACUAUGCUAAACUGUCACCCGGAUUUGCUUUCGUCUGCGAUCGUGUGCGUGAAGGACCAAGGUGACUCAGAAACACUUGUCGCUUUCGUUGCUCUGAACCCUGGGCAAAUGGCCAGUCAUGCUGAGCUGCAACAUCUCGCCAGCAGUCUUCCUUUGCCGCAGUACAUGCAUCCCGCCGCUGUUAUCUGUCUAGAGGAGCUACCUCGGAAUCCAAACGGCAAAGUUGAUCGAAAACGAAUAGAGGCCAUGCCAUGGACUGCUCCAACCGCCACGACUCAACCAUCGAAACGCUUAACUUUGGGUGAAGGUGAGCUCAAGCUUCUUUGGCAGAAUCUCCUUUCUGGUCAGCAAAUCCAGCCGGAGUCCGACUUCUUCCUUCUCGGAGGAAAUUCGCUACUGUUGGUCAAACUGCAAGGUGCUAUCCGGAAUUCCGUCGGGGUUUCGCUCACACUCCGAGAGCUUUACAGUGCCAGCACACUCGCGUUGAUGGCAGUCAAGGUCCAGGCGCGAAAGGCCGAAGUACCGUCGACGUCGGUAAACUGGCUGGCAGAAACAGCGAUACCACCUAAUGUCCUGAACUACGUGAGCUCUAUCCCGAGAAGAGAGAUGACCCGGCGUUCUCAAGGAUCUGGCUGUGAAAUCCUCCUUGCCGGGUCGACAAGCUUUCUUGGAAGGGUAUUGGCGCAGACCCUCCUCCAGGUGCCCGAGGUGCAGAGAUUACAUUGCAUCGCCGUGGACAAGGAGCAAGGACAUGUCCUCCCCACCAGUGACAAGAUAUCGGUAUAUCACGGAACCCUUCUUGAUCCCAUGCUCGGCUUGUCCAGCACAAAAUGGGCGUCACUGCAGCGAUGUAUUGACGUAGUGAUUCAUGGCGGCUCCAACGGGCACUGUCUCAACACGUACAACUCUUUGAAGGGUCCGAAUCUUGGCUCUACCCAUCGUCUUGCCGAAUUUGCUCUCCAAGCCCAGAUUCCGCUCCAUUACAUUUCUUCCGGGCGAGUCAUCCUCCAGUCCGGGCAGACGUCCCUAGGGCCCGUCUCAUUGUCUCUGCACCCCCCUCCUCUAGACGGAUCCGAUGGUCUGACCGCCACAAAAUGGGUAAGUGAAGUCUUCCUCGAGCGUUUGGCGGAGGAGAGUGGCGCGAGCAUCAGUAUCCACCGUCCCUGUACGCCUAUCGGCGAUCAAGCUCCUGCCCAGGACGCACUGAACUCCCUUCUCCGCUAUUCCGCCACUCUCGGAGCGACCCCUCGCCUGACAAGAAUGGAAGGAUACUUGGACUUUCAGAAAGUAGAGACCCUCGCCAAGGAUAUCGCCACGCUAGUGAUCUCAAGGUUCACCGAGGCUUCCCCCCGACCGUCGUUAACACCAUCCGGGGUGUCCUUUUUCCACCAUUCCAGCAAUGUCAGGGUUCCUGUGAAAAGCUUCAAGGAAUACAUGGAGAAAGUGCACAAUCGACCGUUCCAGGAGCUUAGCCUGCGUGAUUGGAGCUCCCUCGCACUGGAAGGGGGGAUCGAGCCCCUUAUUCCGAGCUUUUUGGAGGCCGUUGAUGACAACCAGGACACUUUGCGAUAUCCGUAUUUAGGACGGUGAAACACUCGAUAUUAGGCCCUUCGUUG
This is a messenger RNA of Aspergillus steynii IBT 23096, 11681 nucleotides long. Its product is annotated as polyketide synthase A. The record is from RefSeq and is a predicted model, not a curated record. Gene Ontology annotation, biological process: fatty acid biosynthetic process; secondary metabolite biosynthetic process. NCBI's taxonomy places the organism in Eukaryota, Fungi, Ascomycota, Eurotiomycetes, Eurotiales, Aspergillaceae. Gene Ontology annotation, molecular function: phosphopantetheine binding; 3-oxoacyl-[acyl-carrier-protein] synthase activity; fatty acid synthase activity. The coding region runs from base 1 to 11655 and encodes 3884 amino acids. The transcript has 2 exons.